CGACGGACCCACUCAAAGCUCACCGCCGUUGCACGGCGCCUCUCCUUUCCGACUUCUGUGUGCUCUACUUCGUCGGCUGGGAGCUUGUGCUACUUUUUCACCGCCUUCGCCUCUACCUCUCUCUGCUGCGCCUCUUUUUCGCCGCCACGUCCUCUCUCUGUUGGUGUUUCUUCUCCGCCUUAUCCUCUCUUUUCUGCUCCACUGUCGCCUCCUCUUUGCUUCUCUUCUCCGUCUCCUCCUACGCCUCUGUGAAGCUUUGCUCCACCGCCUCCUCCUCUCAACGCGUCUGCUGUACCUCUCUACCUCUGCCAUUUUUUCUUGGUUUCACAGUCGCGCCCUUGCUAUACUGUGAGUAUUAAGCCAAUGGAGGCACUGAAGGCUUGUUAUGGGGAUGGAUCUUCUGAUUCGGAUUCUGAAGCUGCCCCUUCAUGUACAACUAAAGCUCGCUCCGAAGAAUUCACACUGUUGCCACCACCUCCUAUCUCGCUCCUUGACCCUCUAAGUUUGCUUGGUUCUCAAGAUCUGGAAAUAGGACAGACAACUAGAGUUAGGAGUUUCCCUCAUGUUGAUGGUAACUAUGUCCUACAUGUAUACAUACCAAUUCAUAUUUCAUCUUCAUCAAAAAAAGAAAUAGCCACUUUCUUGAAGAAAGUCACCUCUCAGGAACCUAAUCUUCAUGUUGUUGACAUUGAUCUCCCACUUAAAGUCCUCUGCAAAAGUGAUGAGAAGCUUGAACAGGUUGUCUUGGGAAGGGAGUUUCACAUAAGUUUGGGACGAACUGUUCCAAUAGGGGUUCAUCAAAUUGACUCAGUGGUCUCAAUGCUUCGACAGAAACUUCAAACACGACACCAUAGUUAUUGGAUUGACUUCAACCAGUGGGAGGUAUUUGUAAAUGAUGAUCAUACACGCACCUUUCUCUCCUUAGAAGUUGUUCAAGGAGGUUUAGUAGAGAUAACAAAGCAAAUUGAAUUGAUCAAUGCAAUUUAUAAGCUUCAUAGCCUUCCUGAAUUUUACAAGGAUCCACGGCCUCACAUAUCAUUAGCAUGGGCAUUGGGUGACAUAAGCCAUUCCCUAAAUAAUACUGUAAACGAGGUAUCAAAGAACUGCGUUGCGAAAUCUCCAAACAAAUCUAUUUUUAGCUGUAAAUUCAAAGGAAUUGAGUGUAAGAUUGGCAAGAAAAUAUAUACAGUUUGUAAAAUCUCAGAUUGAAAAACAAUGUUAACUAUGAAGAGCAUACUCUUUUUUGAAAUAUUCCUGGCUGCAUAGAUUUCCUUUGUAAAAAAGAAGUCAUACUAAGCUUAAACACACUGAUGAUGAGCUUUUUACUAGUGAAAUGUGAACAAUAGGUUGCUUCUCUAUAUAAUUUCUGAAAUAUAGGCCCAUGUAUCAAUUUGGAUACACUUAUCAUGCUUCACACAAUGUAGAAUGAGUUGAUUAAACAACUGUUAGAAUCGAGAAAAAUACCACUACUUUGUUCAGUUGUUUUACUAAAUAACGAGCGCCCAAAGUUUUUUCU
Messenger RNA from Arachis stenosperma, 1516 nucleotides. RefSeq lists its product as uncharacterized. Bases 364 to 1209 code for a protein of 281 amino acids. The record is from RefSeq and is a predicted model, not a curated record. Lineage: Eukaryota; Viridiplantae; Streptophyta; Magnoliopsida; Fabales; Fabaceae. Gene Ontology annotation, molecular function: 3'-5'-RNA exonuclease activity. The transcript is spliced from 7 exons. Gene Ontology annotation, cellular component: nucleus. Gene Ontology annotation, biological process: U6 snRNA 3'-end processing.